GUUGGAUUUGAGGAGCCGAAAGUUUUGCACCAUAUCACGGUAGCGCUCGCCAGUGACAGUAAGAGAAUUACCUAAAGCGUCUUCAAAAAAGCCGACUUAGUAAACUAUACGACAAGCGAUGUGAUUGAAUGGGAAAAAAGAGCGUUAGCUGAAAUGCGAAACAGCACACACCUUAGAAGGAGUACUAGUACUGCAGCUAGGAGGCCAGCACGAACGAUGAACCCUAGAUUGCAGAGGAUGACUAUGCAGAUACGAGAAGUUUUGCCACAUGUACCAUUUAAUGCCAUUUAUAACGAUCUAUGUCAUACUGAAAGCGUCGAUAAUACAAUCACAAACAUACUGGAAGGUAGGGUGCAAUUCACACCAGAAUCACCUAGUACUUCUAGUGAUAGCAGCACGCCAUCAACAUCAGCUUUCAAGGAGCACCCUACAUCUCCAGUAGGCAGUCAAUUAUUGUCAUCCAAUACUGCAGUGACAUCUUUUCCUAAAUCGGCUUCAGAAAGGGCUAAAUCGUUCCAAGAGAGGAAAAUGCAGUUGAUCGCAAAUGCAAGAAGAAGAUACAUUGAGAAGCACAACCUAGAUAUAUCAGUUUAAUUUAUAAUAUUAGUGCCAAAUCAGACUGCAGUAUCUAAUUUUGUACACUUUCUGUUUACAUAUCAGCUCUGAUGUAAAUAGUGAUACUUCGAAAUGGAAAUAUGAAAAGAGUGAUAGCAUUAUUUUGGAACUAUACAAAUAUUACACUAGAAUUAGGGCUUAAAUCACAGAUUUGUUGUAAAAUAGUAAGUAUGAAGUAAUAGUGUAGACAAUUUUACCUUUAAACUACUAAAUCGACUGCUCACAAUUAUGAAAUACAUUGAAUGCUAAGAUAUUUUUGAUUCUUAUUGUAGAUUUGGCAAUAAGAAAAACAAACGGGUCAGUGUUGCUACUAUAGAGUAUAUAUCUUUUAUAAAAAGGUAAUGUGCAACUAGAGCUUAUUACCACAACUGCUGACAGCAAUGGAGUGCGAGGAAUCUGCGGACUUUUGGCGCGACGAUUUCCACUUCGGAAAUGGUUAAAAAGUAGAAUUUUCCUCAACAUUUUGCAACACUUGUCAUCAUUAAAUAGGAAUAGCUAGAGCAGCGAUCUGUAACUGAUUAACACAAGAAAAAAUGGAUUAAUUUGUCAGAACAUUGAUGCAGCUCUCAGCUAGCUCAUGUUCGGGCUACCCAGGACUCACCACGGGGGGUUGCUGCGUAUCGAAUCCCAUCCCUUCCUCGACCCGUUUCUCAGUUUCAACAAAAGGAAAAAUAAAUAUCGUUAUCUCUAAAACUUGAAAAUACAAACCUCAAAAAUAAAAAGUUCUGAAACUGAAAGACGCACAAAAAUCGAACUCUAAAUUCUGAUUAUUCAAAAAACAAAUAUAAAACGACUAUGAAUAGUCGUAAAUAGGUGCAAAUAUAAAUAAUUAAAUAUUCAACAAAUGGUAGUCCCUGCGAUGCGGUUUUAUGCCACACCAUUAUUCGAGCAGGAACUGUCACUGUGAACUGUUGCUGUCACUAUCAUUGUCGUCAUUUAAGUUAAUUACCACUGGUCGGAUUAUCCGGAAUGGUUCAAUUGCCAAAACUUUUCCUCUUCUUUGACUACAUGCCUUAUGCAAUUCUGCCGGGUGUCACCAGUUACACCCUCAAUGGCCUCUUCGAAAAGAAUACGAACAUAUGCCACCUUCAUAGUAGUAUUUUUACGCACUACCUUAUUUUUUAUUUAAUAAUAAAAAUAAUAAAAUGCCUUUUAUUUUCCUGGCGAGUAUUCAGCUAGCAGCUGUUCUUACUCCCUAACCAGGGCACCAAUUGCUUACAAGCACCUUUACAAUAAAAUUUAAUAAUUUAUAAGAGUGUGAAAAAAACAAGUCUGUUUACAGUUAUAUAGAUCUCUAAAUAUGAGCUCCUUGAUUUGUCCUUUAAAUCUACUAAGUGUACUAAGUAGCUGCCUGACUGAAAGCGAUAUUUUAUUAUACAAUGCAGCUCCUAUAUAAGAAAACGAUUUUUUAAAAUUAUAUAAUAAUAAUAAUAAUAAUCUAUAUUCCAAAUUGUACAAUGACAUUACAAAAAUUGUAAAGCCACUACAAAAUGAAAUGUUGCGUCACUGUCACCAUAACUAUAGUAGUUUACCUGAGACCUUUUUGUGUUACAUGGUUAUUUAUCUUAAAACAGCUACUAUCUUAUACUAUUACAACUCUCAUAGAACUCAUUUAUUGUAUAAGGCUCUGACUGUACUAGAAAUUACUUCAUAGUCUUUUUAAAUUUAUGUAAACUGUUUAUGUUUUUAAUUUCAUUUGGUAGAUUGUUAAAAAAUUUUAAACAGAAAAAAUAAUCCCAUACUUCAGAACA
Acanthoscelides obtectus is the source of this 2366-nucleotide messenger RNA. Lineage: Eukaryota; Metazoa; Arthropoda; Insecta; Coleoptera; Chrysomelidae. The record is from the annotation of a GenBank genome assembly.